GCUUUUGUUUCUAUAGUUCAAAGCACUUCUCCAUACAAUCAACCAAACUUUCUUCCAGUUCCAUUUCCACAAGCAGUUUUCUCGGCUACUUCCCGGGGGCUUACCCAUUGCUUUAUGGGAAACGGUAUAAUAUGGAUUGGACCAGUCGGUACAGAUCGCCAUAUGCAUCGCCAAUAGUCAGCAUAAAAACAAGCUCGGAAGAGACGGUCACUGUCCACUUGGAUUUGUUUCGCAAACGCAUGAGCCGACACACAUCGCCUCUACCUGAUCUCGCACAUACGUUUCGCGAGCUAGAUUUAUCGGAGCUUGGUCAAAACGUCGUCCACGUCAUUGUCCAUUUCCUGUACUCCGGCCAAUACGGGUCAGCACUUGACGCAUAUUGGCGUUUCAACCCCGAGGUCUAUUUGGAAGCCUUGCGCGUGUACGGAGCAGCGCUGCGGUUCAGGAUUGAUAACCUUGUUCCUCUAGCCCAAGAGCAAUGCGAACGCCUUGUAGAAGAAAUGGAUAUCCUCGAAGCCCUGAAGGUCGCUAAGGGAGUACUACCUGACCUGCCGGUCAAAGACACUUGGUUGUCUGAACAUAUCAACGGGCUGCUUUGCAAAGCUAUUCAGACCGGUAGAAUCCACGGGGGGGACAUGAAGGCCCUGUUCGAAGACGUCAAUCCGUUCUGCUGGACCAUCUUCCAGUUGCUCGCGAAGCAAUUCGAAAACCGCGAUGAGCAGCUAGCAGAGGCAAAGGAAAAGAUCAGUGAACUGGAGAGAGCAUUGAUGGCAAAACAGGCAGAGGAGACUUUCUCACAUUUGGAGUUUUCACGGUCGGAAAUUUCAGGCUCACCUUUGACCCCGGAAUACGCAACCUCGAAGCUGAAACAAGACAAUCUACAGCGAGAGCCUUCCGAACAGGAUAAUCCAGAAGACAAGGCGGUAGUGGACGACUUCGAGCAUGCACCGGAGGCCGAACCAACGCCUAUAGUAGGGCUAGACUCGGGGAAACCAGCAGAUCCAGAGUGUGAGUCAGAACCAGUGGCGGAAGAUCCAGCAGAGCAGGAGCGGGAGCCUGAACCAAAGGAGGCUACAGUAGAGUACGAGUGGGAACAGGCAACAGUAGAGGAAGUCCCUAAAGAGCAGUAGUGUGAAGGAGAACCAGUAGAGGAAGCUACGGCAGAGCAGGAGUGGGAACCGGCAACAGAAGAUAAGCCUGAACGAGACGUGGAACCGGAGCCAGUGUUGCCUUUACUAAAGAUACUAGCGGAAGUAACACCAGUCGCCUCUCCGAAGGAGGAUUAUUCCACAGCAAACGGCUACGAGUCCCCGUUACCUACACACAAAAAAGUAUACAAAGGUCUAAGGCGUAAGAAAAGCUCAAAGCGAUAAAGUUAGCUUGAGCACAUUGCUAUCCGCCGUUUCCCGAGCAAGGAACUGACUGCUUCCUUU
Molecule: messenger RNA, 1433 nt
Organism: Aplosporella prunicola CBS 121167
Lineage: Eukaryota; Fungi; Ascomycota; Dothideomycetes; Botryosphaeriales; Aplosporellaceae
Exons: 2
Coding region: 132-1130 (332 amino acids)
Source: RefSeq, a predicted model, not a curated record